Molecule: messenger RNA, 513 nt
Organism: Entrophospora candida
Lineage: Eukaryota; Fungi; Glomeromycota; Glomeromycetes; Entrophosporales; Entrophosporaceae
Source: the annotation of a GenBank genome assembly
AUGCCCGCUUGUUUUUUUUCGAGAGGAGGAAGUUGUUUAUACGCGUUUGGCUGUUAUAAUGGCGAAUUAUAUGAUGCUGAUUUAGAACAAUCCAAGAAAGAUAAUACUGAUGCUUUUGAUAAAUACAAAGAGGCAGUCCGACUAAAAAAAGAAGCAGAAACAAACCUAGAUAAAGCCAGAGUAGAUUUAACCACGGCUAAUAAUAAAAUAACAACUUUAGAGCAAGAUAAACAAAAUCUUAAUAGUCAAAUAACUAACUUAAAAGAAACUAUUGCGAGUAAUCAAGGUAAUAGCGAACAAGCAAGUAACCUAAAUCAACAGUUAACUAGUAAGGAUAAUGAAAUAAAAGUUAAAGAUGGUCAAAUAACUUCUUUAACUAAUGAACUAAGUCAAGAAAAACAAAAAACAACUAAUAAAGAUAAAACAAUAAAAGACCAAGAAGAUAUUAUUACCCAAAGAGAUAAUACUAUUAAAGCCCAAGAAGGAGAAAUAACUAAAAGGGAUACCCCCUAA